CAUUAUAAUCGAAGAGAGGAUCGCCUCGACUCCGCCAUCUCUCUCUUCUCCCCCUCUAAAGCCCUAAUCCCUAAAUCAUUAACCUAACAAAUUUCAACAGAAAAAUCUUGCGAUUCCGAGUUUGUAGAUGCAUUGAGGAUUACUACACGUGCUAAGUUAUUUUGGGGGAAGCUAGGGUUUGUGGAAUGGGGGCGCUGACGACUUUAACAAAGUGGAUCCCUGAGGACGACCUCUUGUUGAAGAAUGCUGUUGAGGGAGGUGCUUCUUUGGAGUCAUUGGCUAAAGGCGCAGUUCAGUUUUCACGCCGAUUUACUAUUCGUGAACUGCAAGACCGAUGGCGCUCUCUUCUCUAUGACCUUGAUACCUCAACAGAAGCGUCAGCUCGAAUUGUUGAGAUUGAGAUUGAACUUGCUGCAUCAAAUCUCCCGAAACCUAACCGAGCUUGCAAUUCUAAUUUUAAAGGAAAUGAAGCAUCCUCUGGGAAAAGGAGAUCAGAUAGUGUUCGGAGCCAUUACUAUGCCAUGCGAAAGAGAAUACGGAGUGAACCUUGUGCUUCCAGUGCAAGCUUGCUUAUGCCACCUGCUUACCUUGCUGAUAAUGGCUAUGAUAAUGGUCUCAUGGAUCAAACAAAAUUUCAAAAUAAGCAAUCAGUUGAUAACUUUGCUCUUCAAAUGCCCUGCUCAAAUGAUUUUGGACAUCCCGAAACAGGGUAUGAUAGUGGGCAUCAUACUUUUGAUAAGCUGAUGAGAGUUGAUUCUACUGUUACCAAUGUUCCUCACCAGUUAUAUCACCCAGAACAUGUGGGCUCAGUUGAAGAUGAAAUUCGAGAUGGCGCAUCACGCGAGGCUUAUUUAUACGGAAUUACAGGUGCAGAAAAUAUAACUUCUGCACAAUGUGAUGAAGCAGAAUUUAACAAUGGAAACAAGUCUUCUGAACAUAACUUCCAACAGAGAGAUUUUCCCAAUAUACUUGGAGAAAAUCUUAUUUCCGAGAAUUCCCCAGAUGUUCAUGAAAUCUGCCAGUCAAAUGCUUUAGAUAGCCCGUAUAAAAAUGACAGUAUUGGAACCAAAGCCCUAUCAGGUUUUGAUUCAUCUAAUAACAACCAUGAAGUUCGUUGCUAUGAUUCUGUCAGAAAUGAUAACUUAAGUUCACGUGUUCCCGACUCUAGUCAUUCAUUCCACCAGUUUGGAUAUUCAUCUCCGUCGUCUGGCUUACCUAUCUGGAGGACUAUGGAGGACAUUGCGACUCCUACAAUGCCAAUGGAUGGGCAUUGCACAGAAAAAGAUCCAAGAGUACUCAACAUGGAUGGUCAUGAGAAUAUUGAUGCACCACAGCGUGAUGUUUCUAUGCCAGAACCUAAGUUAGACACUGGAAUGUCUGGCUCAGGAUUAAAUAACCCAGCAAUCAUGCCUGAAAACGAAUUUAUGGAUUUUUCUGAAACUUAUAUGGAUUUUGAUAAUGAUGAGAGUUUUCUUUUCAUUGAUGUGGAUGAAAAAGAUGAUACAGAUAGGCCUUGUCUUGGUCUAAGCUCCAUUUUGUUGAGUUCUCCUAGUGGCUCGCAACAUGGUAUAGCUGAUUCAAAUGAUUUAGGAACAACCAAUGUUUCUGAGACAUGCCUUGGAAUUCCUGAUGCAGCAUACCCUGAAAAACCUGUUGUUCUCCGUGAUAAGAUGCACUCUAGCUUGCAUAAUGAUGAGAAUACUUCUGCUGCUGAUGUCAAUAUUCCAUCUACAUCCACACAGACACCUAAAACAGCUGAACCUCGACAGGAGUUUAUGAUCUGUGCAUUAAACAUGCAAGAUCUUGAAGUCCCAGAUAACGACCAUAUCAUUUUUCCUGACCAUGGAUGUUCACCAUUCUCUUCUAAUCCUGAGCAAUUGGAUAGGGAAACUGGUAGAUCCUUGUCUGUCAGUGUCUCAGCAAUCGAUGGGAGGGGUCCUGUUGGAGAUUUAAACAAAUUAAAGGAACACACAACAAAUGCACAAUCCUUGAGUAUGUCUAAACUAGGGGUGAUACAUACAUGUGAUGGUUGUGCUGUGGAAACUGAGUCAUUUAGUCGUCGUUCUAUGGCUGGAGGGUCCAGAUGUGCAGGUGCUAGUGUUGGUGAACCAAAGCCUUCCAAUUCAGAUACUGCAGUUCUAAACUCUGCACCAGUAGCUGCAUUGGAAGAAGAAAACACUGACCUUGCUUUUGAUAAUCAGGACAACCCUGAUACUUCAUUUGCAUCCUUUCUAGAAACUCACCUACAAGAUGCUGAUGAUGUUAAACCUCAUCCAACUGAAAGUCAUCCGGAGGAAGAAAAUAUGCAAGCUUCACAUCGGACGUGCCUGCUACCAGAUGCGAAUCUGGUUUCUGGGCUAUCAGAUACAGCAGCAGUUAUCUCAACUUCCGACAAAGAGGAGCAAUUUUCUGAAAGCGAAGAUGAUGUUCCUUACUUUUCUGACAUUGAGGCUAUGAUACUUGAUAUGGACUUGGGUACAUAUGAUGAGGAAUCAUGUCUGUUCUCCAAAGAAGUAUCAAGAUAUCAGCACAUGGAUAUGAAAAACACCAUUAGGUGGGAGCAAGGUUUUCUUUCUCACAUAAAUAGGUCCAUUUCAUCUCACGGUGCUUUUGCUGUUUUCUAUGGCCGGCAUUUGAAGUAUUUUAUCAGAGACCCUGAGGUAUCAGUUGGAAGAGAAACAAAAGAUGCAAAAGUUGAUAUUGACUUGGGAAGAGAAGGACGGGCUAAUAAAAUAUCUCGACGGCAGGCAAUUAUUAAGAUGGAUGAAGAGGGAUCAUUUACCCUAAAGAACAUUGGCAAGUUUUCAAUCUUUGUCAAUGGUAAGGAAGUGCCUGCAAAAAAGCAGAUAAAUCUACUCUCACAUUCUCUCAUUAAGAUUCAGGACAUGCACUUUGCAUUCGAAGUGAAUGAGAGUGCAGUUAGAAAUCACAUCAAGAGACAAAGAAGCCGAGGAGAGAGUGCAUUUCGGUUUGACUGGAAAUCUGAGCAGAACCCGUGAGCUCUUGCACUUCUUCAAAGCCUGCUCUAAUAUAAUUUUCUUGUGUUUGUUUCAUGCGGAGCUACGAAGAAUAUUCGAAAAUUCAUGUGGAGCCACGAAGAAUAUUCGAAAACAAUGUGUUGCCUUUUGGAGCGGAUUUGCAAGAGUAAUACUCUCUCCAACCCAAAGAUGAGUGACACACUGUAUGUAUAUAUGAUAGGGAUUUGCAAAUUAUUCUGAUAAUAUGUUUUUUUUCCCUCC
Molecule: messenger RNA, 3239 nt
Organism: Asparagus officinalis (garden asparagus)
Lineage: Eukaryota; Viridiplantae; Streptophyta; Magnoliopsida; Asparagales; Asparagaceae
Exons: 8
Coding region: 186-2999 (937 amino acids)
Biological process (GO): positive regulation of transcription by RNA polymerase II
Cellular component (GO): NSL complex; Ino80 complex; MLL1 complex
Molecular function (GO): protein binding; G-quadruplex RNA binding
Source: RefSeq, a predicted model, not a curated record